ACUCUAUGCAUCGUGUAUCAAUUCAUUAUUGUUGGUGUCGGGCGGAGAGUGCUGACGAGUUACUUCUCCCAUUGACACUACUCUCCUAAUGCUGUCUCUUGCCUGAUCUGAAUAUUUUCUGUGCUCUAGCUUGGAUAUUAUACGCCUAUUAUUGCUUUGAAUUUUCCUCUUCCCUUUUUUCUCCUGCAACAGAUUGAAGUGAAAUCCACAUAGAUGACGUUGUGCUAGCUGGAAAUCAAUUUUUUACCUCAUAAUGAAGGUUAUUUGUGCCCUGGUUUCCCUGUUGCUCUUCGCGGGCGGAGGGUACACCGCCCCAUCAGGGGCUCCUGACCAAGGUCAACCGGAAACGGAAGUGCUCCCUGUCGAUGACACUGAAGAUAAAGGCCAACAGCCUUUAUCCAACUUGCCCAAGCCAGGGGAUGGGAAACUGAUACCUGAAUUCGCAUCAGAAGAACCUUUGGCAGACAAGAUUGACGGGAAUGAAGAAGGAGACGAUAAUAAAGAACUGGAAGAUAUAUCAUACGUUUCUGCAAACGAUGAAGAUGACAUCUCUGAAUACUCAAUGUCCUAUCCGUCGUGGUUGCCUGAUGGGUUUUUCACAAGUAUCAACGACGUAGACGCCGAACAGACCGAGGAAGCUAUCCUGGAUGGGAUCGAAGCUGCGCUUGUCAAUGAGAAAAUUGAGCCGCUAUACAGAUCGAUAUCACGUCUGAAGUCGCUUCUGCAUCAGCUGCGGGAGAAGGCCAGUCAGGACCUGGAGUCGGCGUCCGGGGAGGAGAGUUUUUAUUCAUCUUCAGGGGAAUCCUACGAUGAUUCAGCCACGCAGGGCGACGACGACUUAGACAUGAUGGCCGGGAACGGAUAUGGUGCUGUUUCAGAUGAUAGACAACGCUUCCCCGGUCAGGUAAUCCAAGGUAACCAAGAAGUGCCAAAGAACGGCUCAAAGGCAAUACCGAAGAACAAUGCCAUUGAGUCAGCAAUGAACAACGUUCCUGAAACAUACAGGAAGGCAAAUCACAUAAAGCCUGGUCGACGUUUCAAGAGAGACUUAGGUUGGGGACGCCGGGGCAAACCAAGGUAUAACAACUUGGCAGUUGCUGAUGCAGAUGAUGACAGCAUAUCGUCUGCGUUUGCAGAUGAAAGCGUUGAUGGUGACUCUGCGCUAGAGUCAUCAUGGAUGAGUUCUUCCGAUGCAGGGGACUCCGUUCUUGAGCUCAACGAUAUUGGGAGGAAACCGCUGAACUUUCAACAAAGAAUAGAAAUUAAACCAAGAGAGGAAACAAACUGGAGAAAGGUCUUUCUUAAUCUGCGCGGUCGUCUUGGAGCGCCUAUACAAAGGCUGGACAGAAGGAGAAGAAAUAAAGAGGAUCUGAAAACAUUCCUCAACAGCAUGCCAACUUUGGAAGGUCUCCGGAAACGCACAUUAAUUCCCGAUGAAGAUGAGGACGAGGAGUAUGAAAUACCAGACCCGGGACCGUUCUACCCCGAGCCGCUGAAUCUUCCACCACCAGACAACGUUAUCCGCCCAGAGCUACCACCUGAUGAUACGUUGCCAUGGGAACUGCCUCCUGAUUUCGACGAGGACAACGCCUUGCUGGAAGAGCAGACGAAUGGCCUUGAUAUGAUCAACCAUUAUAAUAAACGAUAUCGGUAUCUUAGGGAUGUUGAGCGUUCCAUCAUGGAUGAAUCCCUAGAAGACUUGGCCCUACAGCUAGCCGGAAGGCAGCCAUCGAGGUCUAACGCUCUUAGGGUUCGGAGAGUAAUGCAGAUUCCACCACCGCCUCCAUACGGAAGAAAGGUGGUGAAAUCACUCUACAGGAAGAAAGCAUAUGGCUAUCCUUUCAUGGCAGACGAGUUCGCUGAUGAGUUGAUUCCCAACUCAUGGGAGUCCGGUGGAGAGGAUUUCAGUCAACCCUACAAUGCCUUCAACCCGCAGGACCUGGACGAACCACAUUCGUGGGGAGAGUACCUCCAGUUUGGUCGUAUCGAAGGUCCUGAUGAAGCCUCGGAUAUGGUAUCCCGGCUGAUGUCCGCAAUCAAGACCAAGGAAGCCAAAGAUACCAUCCUCGAACAUCUAUUGCACAUCAGGGACGCGUCUCCAGAACUCCAGAGAGAAAUUCUCCUCCAGGCAUUGAUGGCUGAAGCUGAUCCAGUGGAUGGCGGACCCAACAACGCCGUUGGCUAUGACAACCAGCAGUUCGAUUCGGAUGAGAACACGCAGUGGGGUAACUUCAAAUCCAACGAGGAAGCCGACGACGAUGGCGAAAAUGCAAUAUCCGACGACCAGACUGAAGGCGAAGGAAGCCAUGACACUAAACAAAACGACGCAGUAGGAAACACCGUGGAAGUGGGUGGCUGGGACAGUUCUUUAUCUGGAGAGGAUAAAGGGACGAACGAAGCCGAAUAUUUUUCAGAUGCUUCCGAAUCAGACGCCUCAGUUCCCGACUGGGAGGAUAUCCCAGACGAACUCCAAUCAAACAUUCCUCAACUCUUUGAAGAGAUGAAACAACAAAUUUUGAUCCAAAAACUUGCCGAAUUUUUACAACGUACCGCUAGCAGUGAAAACCGAAGAAUAUAACUUCACUCUUCUUUCAAAUAUUGAUUACUAGUUAUUUUUAUUUCAAGUUUUAUCAGAAAUUAUCCCGAUAGAUUUUGAUUCAGACGCAAGGGUCUUAAAACAGACAUAACCGAUAUCAACACAAUAGGGGUUCGUGAAUCGAUUGAUAAUUAUAUUAACAUUUACAUUGAUUCAUCUGAUUUAAGAGAAAUAUUCUAAGACUACCAUCAGUAGUAAACAAUAUAAAAAAUAAAGCAAAUUAAGAUUAUCAAUGGUCGCAAACUAGCAAUCAUGGUUUAUCUAUGAAAAACUAAAACUAAAAAUUUUACUUCUGUUUUUCACGUUGAUGGUGUAAACAAUUUUGAAUUAAUUGAAAAGGAAAUAAUAGAUCAUUUCUGUUUUCAUCUUAAAUGACUGUCUGAUUGUGGGCCAUCGGGCGUUGUCUUUAUUAAUUACAAAAGUUGUAUAUUCAUGAUAUCUGAUGAAGGGGGCCGGGGGGAGGAGACUGAUUUACCUUCUAUCGAUGAGCGACGAAUGCUAACGAACUUGCGACUUUUAGAUUCACCAACGAGUGUUGCAAACCCUCACGAAUGUUUGCUCGCAGUAUCAAAAUUUAUGUUCGAACUGUUUCAAAACAGAAAAUAAAUAUGUUAGCACACCUUAGCUUUGACACACAUCUAAAAUAAUUGUCGAUCUGAUACAGAAGCCAUGUGGUGAAUUGGUCGCUAGUAUUGGCGAAUAAAACAGAACUUUAGUGACACGGUCUUAAAACCGUUUGCCCGGGCAAAGGCUUACGACUGGUUUGCAAACGGUCGCAACUGUUUGAGGAAAAAAUAAAUAUAUUUUCUCGCAGCCUUUUACGAAGAUUUUACAACCUAUUUUAUGAACCCUGGCGGAAUCUCAAAUUCGCUACGUUCGCAUUCGCAAACAUUCGCCGGUCAGUGAGAUACCCCUUUAAUCACAAUAUUAUUCAUUCUUUGAGCGAAAACAAGAUCUGUAUUAUAGUCUUCAUGAAAGUAAAAUAUUUUAUUUCGUCAUCAUUCCAAGAGGGCGCAUCUGCAAAGUAUAAUUAAAAACGACAGUCUUAAAUUAUUGAUUCUUCUUUGGACUCACCUCACUGGCAUGAUUGGUAUUCCCUCAAGAACAUUUUCAGAUUAUCCUCUAUAGGACACCUUUGUGAUCUUUGCUACCUAAUCUACCAGUGCCAUUUUAAAAUGGCUAUCCAAGGGUCCGGUGCAGAAAGAGCUGCGUUUAACCCCAAGUCAAAAGAUCAAUCGCAAGUCCCAAAUGCGCGCUGUUGAUUGGUUGAAAAUCAAGCUGCGCGUGAUUUUUAGAGCUGCGUUUAAUUGCAUCUCUUUCUGCGACGGGCCCCAGGGCGGUUUAUCCAAGUUUGAAAUGGAUGA
This is a messenger RNA of Lytechinus variegatus (green sea urchin), 3960 nucleotides long. RefSeq lists its product as uncharacterized. The record is from RefSeq and is a predicted model, not a curated record. NCBI's taxonomy places the organism in Eukaryota, Metazoa, Echinodermata, Echinoidea, Temnopleuroida, Toxopneustidae. The transcript is spliced from 6 exons. The coding region runs from base 254 to 2578 and encodes 774 amino acids.